Molecule: messenger RNA, 2945 nt
Organism: Zonotrichia leucophrys gambelii
Lineage: Eukaryota; Metazoa; Chordata; Aves; Passeriformes; Passerellidae
Gene: CCDC181
Product: coiled-coil domain containing 181
Exons: 6
Coding region: 179-1579 (466 amino acids)
Molecular function (GO): microtubule binding
Source: RefSeq, a predicted model, not a curated record
GUGGCGCUGUGCGGUUCCGCCGCUGCCACGGCAACCGCAACGCCCGGCGGUGGCAGCAGCUCCUCGUCCCCGGCCGGGAGCAGCGGCGCCGGCGUGUCCCAGGGGAGCAGGGAAUGCUGGUGAGGACGUUCCCCACUGCCUCGCGUGGAGUUCGGUAUUACUCUAACACAUCAUCAAAAUGAGUGAAAAGGAAGCUCAAGGAGAUGUGGGUGAUUCAACAGAAAAUACAGAAUAUGAGGAUGAUUUUGAAAAAGACCUAACUGAUGAAGAAGAAAAACAAAACCCUGGUGAAAAAGAGAAUCCUGAAGAAAAGGAAGAGGAUGUUGAAGCAAAAACUCGUAAAACAUCAGACAGCUUUCAGGAAGACAGUGAAGAAAUGAAAGAAAACCUAGAUCAGCUUUCAGAGGAAGAUGUAAAUGUGAAAGUAUUAUACUCUAAUGAAAAGUAUUUGCAAUCUGGGGCAGAUAGUGAACAGGAUGACCAUGAAUCUGAUGCUGAGAGAGAAAGCUCUAUCCAGGAAUCCAAGCUGGAAAAUGAGCAGGAACUGGAUGAGGGAGAGGAUGAAGAAAUAAAGCGUUACGUCUUGGAAAAGAUUGAAGAAGCCAACAAAGAGCUGGAAAAUCAGGCUCCUGUGCAUGGAAAAAGAGAACGGAAGUUAAAAUUUGUGGAUGAGGUGGAUCUUCAUCCAAAUGGUGCUGAAGUUGGUAACACUGACCUUGUAAGAGGAGACGUUUCAGAUGGGCUGUCUCAGCUGAAUAUUUCUGACAGGGGACAGAAACACACAUCACUUUCAGAACGUGCUGGCUCAGGUGAGGAGAAGAAAAAUGGUAAAGUUCUAAUCGAAAUAGAUAGAAAGUUUGAACUCUUAAGUUUAUGUGAUAUUGAAAGCCAGGGCAUUUUGGCCCCAAUAAGUGUUUAUUUUACAGAUAUUGAAAUCCAACAGACUUCAGAACCCACUGACACUCAAGGGAAAGAAAUGCCUCCAUCUGACUCUAACCAGCAGCCAGAUUCUGCUUUGAAUGGUGCAAAAAGUCUGGGAAAACAGAAGACUGAGUCUGCAAACAUACCUGCGAAAAGCUCCACUUACACUCUUACUCCCAGACAAAAAGAAUUAAGGAAGCAGAUAGAACUGAAGAAAGAAACACUGAAGAGACGGGAAGAAGAAAAGAACAAGGAACUAGAAGAAAUGAGGAAAAGACAGAACGAAAUAGUUUUUAAAGCAUGGUUACAAAAGAAGAAAGAACAGGUUCAACAAGAAAAGCGAAUUCGUCGUGCAAAGAGGCUGGAAGAGCUGAGGCUCAAAGAGGUGCACAGGGAUCCAGAAGAAGCCUACAGUUUAUGGCUUAAAAAAAAGCACCAGCAAUAUGUGAGAGAAAGACGGAUAGAAGUCUUGAGACGCCAAACUGAAGAAGUGGCCUUUUAUCCAAGCCCAGAGGAUUGUGACAGAGCUUUUAGAGAAUGGCUGAGAAGGAAGAGAGAAGAGAAAGAAGCAGCAGAACUAGCUGCUAAAGAGAGAGCCAGGCAGCUUAGAUUAGAAGCCAGAAGAGCUAAACAAAUGCGGAACAUCCACUAUAUUUAAUUCAGAGCCCAAAUUCUUUUGUUUCUCAGAUCAUUACAGUUGAAAAUUUGAUGUAGCCACAGAGUUCUUGGUGACAGUCUUCUUAAUUUUUAUGGCUUGAGUUUUUGUCCUUUACAGCUACUGACUUUUUGUGGUGUUUUUAAAGCUUUCAAGCAAGUUUUAACAAUUACCUUCAGUGACAAUGAUUUUAUUAUCUAUUUAUUUGUAAUUUAGUCAAAAAGCCUGCUUUAAUGCAUAACUCAGGGAUCUUCUUGGUUUAACCAAAUCAAAAUGAGUGCAAGAUGUAUAAAUGAGGGUGGCAAAUACACAUUCCUUUCUUUAAAAGGCACUUUAUACUCAUUAUGGAUUCCUGGAUGCAGGCUACUGUGUAAAAUGUUAAAUUUUUGGUGGAUUAAUAUUGCUGUUUGAUACUGCUAGUGAUUGACUGUGCAAGGUGUUAUAUUGUUGGAAAAUGAUGUUUCUUGUACCACUUCCUAUUGAUCCAUUGACCAGCUCUAGACCAGAGGACUGUGUUCUUUUAGGUUUCUGGAAAGUGGUGAUUGAAGACUAAUGUGUAGGUGAUCAUGCAACAGGUUUUGAAACUUACUUCUGUGAGUCAUAUUCAGUAGCUCUCUAUUCCAUGGAAUUAAAAGCUUGUUCCAAUUAUGACCUUUUUCCAGUAGUAAGGAAGCUAGGAUCCUUAUAUAAAUGUUAAUGUUUAUUAUAAUAAAUCUACCAAAGUACAUGGCCUUACCCAGCUAAAUUGUGAACUCUUGAUAGAGAUCAUGCCAAAAUCACUCAUGAAAUCAUAAAGUUAGUGAACAAAGAAGAGCAUUCUGUCCAGCUGUAAGCCCCAAUGGAUGUCAUGAUCCUGGCAUUGCUUUGAAAUUUUUCAGCAUUCACAGUGUUUUCUGGGAGCACUGCAGUAGACAGCAGUGUAGUAGAUGCAUAGCUGAUUUGCUGGUAGUAUUUUUGUCGGUUAUUUCUGGGGCUAGUUACAGGCAUAUUGAGAGCAUUGGUGUUGGACUGGAGGCUGCUCUGUUGCAGCUUUUGCCAGCAUAGAGAGCAAGCAUGGACACAAAAUGAAAAUUUCACAUGCUCAUGGGACAUGUAAGUAACAGGUGCCUUCCUCCUCCCAGUACCUUUCUCUGACACCAAAGGCACAAAGAGCUUUCUGUGUCUAGCAAGCAAAUUCAGGAGGAAUGUUUGCAAAGGUUCACACACACCAUCUCCCUCAUUGUACAAAACUACAAAAGAGAUGCUUCUCAGUGCCUCACACCAGCAGAGUGAAGAGUUUUGCAAUUCAAUGUCAUUUAGUUCCCUUUAUGCUACAGAGAAAUCAGGGUCAGAAAUGUGAUUUCAUUAAAUCCAGAAUUACAGCUUGAAA